Molecule: messenger RNA, 1809 nt
Organism: Setaria italica (foxtail millet)
Lineage: Eukaryota; Viridiplantae; Streptophyta; Magnoliopsida; Poales; Poaceae
Product: glycine-rich cell wall structural protein 1.8
Exons: 1
Coding region: 151-1560 (469 amino acids)
Source: RefSeq, a predicted model, not a curated record
GCCUGCAGCCACCUUACCAUCCAGAGGAGCAAGUGGUCGAUCGGGCACAGAUGCUCUCACUCUCGCCGCGGCGCCUAUAAAACGCCAGAUUUCCCCAGGCAGAUCGAUCAGAUACACCAACACAGAGCAAAAGGGAACUAGCUCAUCAGCAUGGAUGCGACUGUGAAGUGUGGCAAUGCCGGCUACGGCUACGGCUAUGGCGCCUACGGCUACGGCUACGGCAACAGCAAGCCCCAGAUGAACUACCACCGCCAAAGCACCGAGUCCGUGACCACCCUCGUCACGGAGAUCAACCGCAUGAGCGUCAACGACAAGCCCGGCUGCGGUGGCGCCGGCGCCGGCGGCGUGCAGAAGCAGGCGGCCUACAAGGAGGAGGAGGUGUUCGUGGAGCAGGACCAAGGGUCGUACGGCGGCUACCAUGGUGGCGGCGCCGUGCAGGCGUAUACGACGUGCGAGGGUGCCGCAGCCGGCGUGAAGAACCACGGCUACAAGCAGGAGAAGUACGGCGAGGCCGACGGUGGGUACGGUUCCCACUACGGCGUAAAGAAGCAAGGCUACGAGCAGGAGGCCUGCGGGCAAACCAACGCGGGCCAUGGUGGUGCUCACUACGGCGGUGCUGCCGGCGCCGUGCAGACGUACGCCUACGACCAGCAGGCGGCGUACGGCGUGCAGCAGCACGGCUACCAGAAGGACGCGUACGGCGGAGCCGUGAAGAAAGACAGCUACCAGCAGCACGAGUCGUACGGCGACUGCGGCGCAGGGUAUGGCGGCUCUCACUACGGUGGUGGCGCCGGAGUGCAGACGAACGCCGCCUACAAGCAGCAUGAGAAGUACGGCGAAGCCGACGGAGGGUACGGCGCCUACUACGGCGGCGGCGCCGGCGUGAAGAAGCAGCAAGGAUACAAGCAGGAGUCCUACGGAGAAAACGGCGCUGGCUACGGUGCUCAUCACUACGGCGGCGGCGGCGUGGAGCAGCACGGCUACAACCAGAAGCACAAGGAUGCCUACGGCGGCGGAGCCGUGAAGAAAAGCAACUACCAGCACGAGUCGUACGGCGACUGCGACGCCGGGUACGGCUCUCACUACGGCGGCGGCGCCGUCCAGAAGUACGGGUACAAGCAGGACGUGUACGGCGGCAAUGCCGCCGGAGGUCUCCAGCACGGCGGCGCGUACGGCUACGGGGCGCACGGGAAGGCGGGCAGGACGGACUUCGCCGGCGGCUACAACUACAACCUCAAGGCGUACGACAGCGGGAGUGAGAGCGAGAGCGACUGCGAGGAGCACGGCUACGGGGCGUACAAGCACGAGACGCACGGGGCCAGCAAGCAGGGUGGCCUGCACGGCUACGGGGCGUACAAGUACGACAAGCACGGAGCCGGCAACCUCGGCGGCGGCGGCGUGCGCCGCUACGAGUCCUACGAGAAACACGAGGAGCUCGCCGGCGGCCGCCGCUACCAGUCGUACCAGAGCACCACCCAGGAGUACACCGGCGGCGGCGGCUACGGCUACGACACGUGCCCCCCGCUCAACAACAGCCACCUCCUCGGCUACGGCGCGUAGGCAUACGCUCCAACCCCGUUCGCCUACGUGCACGCACGUACGUAUACUCGUAUGCCAUGUCAUACAGACAGGCGUAUCCCGGUAACCUGGUGGAUGCUGGCCGGUGAUGCAGUGCAGCUAAAUAAUCUAAGUAUCUGAAAAUAAGAUGUAUUUUCUGCCAUCUUUCGAUGAUAAUGUCUGCUCAUGAAACUCAUGAUCAUGUUGUGUAUGGUAUGAGUGAUAUUCCAAAAUGCUUCUGAAAAUAAUCUA